Molecule: messenger RNA, 3258 nt
Organism: Australozyma saopauloensis
Lineage: Eukaryota; Fungi; Ascomycota; Pichiomycetes; Serinales; Metschnikowiaceae
Exons: 1
Coding region: 1-3258 (1085 amino acids)
Biological process (GO): vacuole organization; organelle fusion; endosome organization
Cellular component (GO): endosome; HOPS complex
Molecular function (GO): protein-macromolecule adaptor activity
Source: RefSeq, a predicted model, not a curated record
AUGUCAAUAAAUAAUCAAUUGGGCGCCCCAAUGACCUCCCAAGAUGGCGAUGUGCCCCUCAAUUACGAUGUAGAUCCAGAGUCCCUUACCAGCGAGCGCCUAGAUUUUCAUUUUGAGCGAGUCCAGCUCCAGUUUGACCUCAAAAACCAAUUGACCAGAUUGCAUGUGGCCAACAAUAUUAUGUACAUACUCACAUCGCUGCUUGUUUAUAGAAUCGAUCUUGAUAACCCAUCCGAUGUUUCGCGAGUGCCAGCUCCUGCCGUGUCGGAGUCCACUAAGAUCACUAAUUCUUGGGUACAUCCCAAUGGAAAGUACUUGAUGAUACAAGUUAAUAAGACACAAUACUUCGUGUUGCAUAUGUCGUACCGUAAAUUCAAAGUGCUUCCGCGCUUCAAAGGACUCGAUGUUCGGGACAUUGCCUUUUCAGGUAAGUCCAGUGAUGAAUAUACGUCGGGCGACUUCUUGUGUGUCACCACCGACGGAAGCGUCUAUGUAGCUUUGCUCAAGCACCAUGAUCCUGCCACUCAAGACAAUAAGCGUGACGACAAAUAUGCAAAACAACUUUUCAAUGCAAAGGCACCGGCCACCGGGAUCGCAUACUCGCACAAGUUCCGCCAGAUUCAACUAUUUCUCCAAUCCGAGAUGCUUGUGUGGGACUGUGUUGAGCUUGUUCUAGAUGAGAUCACUCAGUCACUCCGGCAGCAUCCGAUCUCGACUCAAAUUCCGGACGGGUCCGGUGGAGCCUUGAUUCUGGCGCUGGAUGAUUGUUAUUACUACUUUGCUGCUGCCCUGAAUGAAUUUGUUUCUAGUGAUGAAGAAGCGGCAUUUGCAGAUACAAAUAAAUUGGAUGUCGAUAAUGUUGAAAUGAGUGGUCUUCCAAACUCCGUCUUCAUGACACCCCAUCACUUUACUCAUUUGUCUGCUGACCAAAAAUACGUCUAUGUCUUCGACAAGUUGAUGUCUCAGGGAGCAUUCAAGAAGAAUGUUCCAGAAAUUCAACAAGACGAAAAGAUACUUGGGUUGGCAGUGGAUUAUUUGGCCGAAACAUACUGGUUAUACACUUCAAAUAGUAUUCAUGAGAUCCUCUUUUCGAAUGAGCAAGCUUCAGUGUGGUACUCCUACUACAAGCUUGGAAAAUACACCAAAGCACUAGAAGUCCUCAACUGUGCGAAGAAUUCGCCUGAAAACUGGUUCAAGAAGAACGUUGUGAUGGUUAAGAAUGGGUACGACCUACUCCAAAGAGGCGGGUUUGGUAUGGAGUGUUCGCAAGAGCUUUCUCAAGAAGAACUUGAUCGUUUUGAACUUCAACGAGAAGGUGUGGAGGUUCUUGCGCAACUGCAAGAACAAUUCGAGAAGGUAUGUCUACUACUUUUGAACAACGAGCAAAGUGCGACAGCAAAAAUUUUAUCAAACAAACUUCUCAUUGAUUAUCUCUCUACAAAAUUUUCCCUAGCUAAAGAAGCGAAAAACAAAGUGCAGCAAGUUGCAUUAUCCAGUUGGAUUGUGAAGCUACAUUUGCAUCUCAUGUAUGUCAUCAAGCACGAUUUCUUGAACGUGUCGGAAAUUCUCACAAGCUCUGACCCAUCGGAAUCCAAAAAUUUUUGGCAGAGGCAACAUGACGAAAUUGAUGACGGCCUUAUGAAUUACCUUUCUAGGAACCACAAAUUCUUGGAUCAAAAAACAAUCUAUCAAUUGAUGAGGGAGUCUCAAUUUUAUGACAAGCUUAUAUCUUAUGCUGAGCUUCUUCAAGACUACGAAUACAUUGUUGAUUAUAACGUUGAUUUUGAGGAUUGGCUGGCUGCACUUAAAGCACUUGCCAAACUUUACUCCAGAGAUCCUGAAGUAGGCAAAGCUUUCAUUUACAAAACUUCGGAAGUAUUGCUCGUAAACAACGCUCGUCUCACUGUUGAUACCUGGCUCAGAUUCCCGGAACUCAAUUACGAAAAACUUUUGCCCGCGAUUCUUAGGUACAACAAGGGCACCAGCUACAUUCCAUUCUCUCAAAACUAUUCUGUCAUGUUUCUUCAACGCUUGGUACUCGAUAAAGGCAUCAAAAAUAGUGACAUCAAUAAUUACCUUCUUUCUUUGCUAAUUUCAUACCCCAAUGAGGAUGAUUCACUUGAAACGGAAAAAGCCUUGAAUAAGGUCUUGGAGUAUCUUCAAUCAAAUCAUGCAGGCUACAAUAGAGGACUGCCUUAUGAUAAAGAUUUCCUUCUCCGCCUCAGUCUACAGUUCAAACGAUACAAGUGCGCCAUUCUCAUUUUAAUUAAUAUGGGCCUCUACGAAGUUUCUCUAAAGCUUGCUUUAGAGCAUGGCUUGACGUCUUUAGGAGAAUACGUUCUUAGAGAUUAUGUUAAAAAUUCGUGGGAGGAUGAAGAGUCUCAAGACAAUUUUAUGAUUGAGACUACUUCGGCAGAGGAUUCCAAAAUUGUGGGCAAAAUUAAAUUGGAAGAAGACUCGUUUGCGUAUCGCCGCAAAUUGUGGCUCAUUUACGCGAAAUACUUGGUUGACAAGGUAUGCAAUGGCGAGAAACUUGACAUUCCUGGACUUCCCUCUGAGACAACUAAUCAGUUUGCCAAUAAGAAUGGGUCUGUAAAUUCAAAGAACGGAGUUCUGUCAAGCCAAUCGCCUGAUGUUAGCAAGGAAGCUGGUAUAGACAUAGAUUUGCAGAAUUCUCGUCUCAACCAAACACUUCACUAUUUGCUUCACUUGUCCUACUCCAGAGAUCAAAACUCUAGUGUGCUAACGCUUAAAGACUUGCUCCCAUUGUUCCCCGAAUCUAUUAAAAUAAUCCAUUUCCGAGAAGAAAUCGUUGAGUCUCUCAACUUUUAUAACACGAAAAUCAAUCAAUUAGGUUUGGAGAUGCAGGACUCGGCAUCAACAGCACAAAAGCUCAAGAAACAGAUCGAGCAAAACCAAAAGAAAGAGGUGAAGGGAUCGAUCUACACAAUUAUUGAACCCGGUGAAGCCUGUCAAUUGUGCUCUAAAUUGCUUGUUGACAAGAACUUCUUGAUUUUCCCAAACUGUCAUCAUGGAUUCCACAAGGACUGCACAGUAAGGUUUUACUUGAAGCUGAAAGGCGACUAUCGAUUCAAGAAGAUUUUUCAGAAUUUCAAAAAAACAUCAUCGCUUGAUGACAAAACGGAACUUGAUAAACUCCUACAGAGUGAAUGUCUUUUAUGCAAUGACAGUUUGCUAAAUAAAUUGGAGGAUCCUCUUAUCGAUCUGGAUAAGGAGAGACAGGAAUGGGAGGUCUGA